GAAGAAGAAGAUUCAGGCAGCAGCCUGCCCACAGUUAUGCCCGCGCAAUACAAGUCUCUUGUUUACAUCGGUAAAAGGAGAUUGAGGUGCUCUUCGAAAACAUGUUUCUGUCACUGUAAAAUACGCCAACGUUACGAAGUGAAUGCCCAGCUGUCCUAAUUACAAACUACUGCACCUUUCUCACAUUGGAUCUGCAUAUUAGUGGUUCAGAUCACAUCAGGUCACUAUGUUGAUAAGCCCAGAUCAGGAGGCCCUGAUUGGCCGGGUGUUUGAAACCUACCUGUCAGAGCACCAUCAUGGGGACAUUCUCCACCUUCUUGCAGACACUGAUGAAGACACCCAUUGCCCUGUUGUUGUUAAUGCCAUGACUCUGUUUGAAGCCAAUAUGGAGGUUGGGGACUAUUUCAACGCCUAUCCCAAUGCUGUCCUGGCUAUAUUCGAUAAAGUGUUACACAGAACAGCCCUGGAGUUAUCAGAGAGAGCCUCUCCCAAGCACCACGGAGGACAACGAACAAAGGAGAGAAUGAGACACACUCUUCAUGCUCGCAUUACAGGUCUGCCAGUGUGUCCAGAGCUGACCAGAGAAACCAUUCCCAGGUCCAGAGACGUGGGACACUUUCUGUCUGUCACUGGUACUGUCAUACGCACCAGUGUUGCCAAGGUUUUGGAAUACGAGCGUGAUUACAUGUGCUCCAAGUGUCGCCACGUGUUCACACUGCAGGCUGAUUUCGACCAAUUCUACACCUUCGUCCCACCGGCUGCCUGUCCCAACCCUGUUGUCUGUAAUUCGUACAAAUUCAGCUGUUUGUCUGGAGGAUCUGAGCCUGCUGCCUGCAGGGACUUCCAGGAGAUCAAGAUACAAGAGCAAGUGCAGAGGCUGUCAGUGGGCAGUAUUCCUCGGUCGAUGGUGGUGGUUCUGGAGGAUGACCUUGUUGACAGUUGUAAAUCUGGAGAUGACGUGACUGUUUAUGGGGUGAUGUGUCAGCGCUGGAAGCCCUUUUACGAUGUCACUCGCUGUGAUGUGGAGCUGGUCCUCAAAGCCAACAACAUAGAAGUGAACAACCAGCAGGCUGCUUCUGCUCUUCUCUUGAAGGACGUUCAGAAAGAGUUUGAAGACUUCUGGGAUAGCUACAAACAUGAUCCCAUAGCUGGUAGGAACCAGAUGUUGUUGAGCCUGUGCCCACAGGUGUUUGGCAUGUAUGUGAUUAAACUAGCGGUAGCCAUGGUGUUGGCUGGCGGAGUGCAGAGAAUAGAUUCUUCUGGGACCAAGAUCAGAGGUGAGAGUCAUUUGUUGCUGGUUGGGGACCCUGGCACAGGGAAGUCUCAGUUCCUGAAGUAUGCAGCUAAGAUCAUGCCUCGCUCUGUACUCACAGCUGGAAUUGGAUCAACAAGUGCAGGACUGACGGUAGCAGCAGUGAAAGAUGGCGGUGACUGGCAUCUGGAGGCCGGAGCCCUGGUCCUAUCAGAUGGUGGUUUGUGCUGCAUUGAUGAAUUCAACAGCAUCAAGGAACAUGACCGCAUCAGCAUCCAUGAAGCUAUGGAACAACAGUCUAUUAGUGUGGCCAAAGCUGGUAUAGUGUGUAAGCUGAACACUCGGACCACCAUCCUGGCAGCUGCCAACCCUAAAGGCCAGUAUGACCCCAACGAGCCGCUGUCUGUGAAUGUCGCUCUGGCCAGCCCUCUGCUGAGUCGCUUCGACCUGGUUCUUGUUCUGCUGGACACCAGAAACGCAGAGUGGGACCGCAUCAUCUCCUCUUUUAUUCUGGAGGACAAAGGUCUGCCUGCCGAGUGUGCCAGCCUGUGGUCCAUGGAGAAAAUUAAGACUUAUUUCAGUUUGAUUAAGCGCUUGAAGCCACAAGUGUCUGAAGACGCCAACAGCAUCUUGACACGUUACUACCAGCUGCAGAGACAGAGUGACAGCCGCAACGCUGCCCGCACCACCAUCCGCAUGCUGGAGAGUCUGAGCAGACUGGCUGAAGCACACGCCAAGCUCAUGUACAGAGAGACGGUGACCAUAGAGGAUGCUGUCAUGGCCGUCUCCGUCAUGGAGUGCUCCAUGCAGGGCGGUGCUUUGCUGGGAAAUGUAAAUGCAUUACUCACCUCAUUCCCAGACGACCCAGCUCAGCAGUAUCACGUUCAGUGUCAUGUACUGCUGGAAGGGCUGAACCUGCCUCAGCUUCUUCAGAAGGAGAUUGACAGACAGGCCAGGCUGAAGAGCAGCACCUCCCAGUUUGACCCACCAACUGAUAAUUACCAACAUCAAUUCAGAGACACAAAGUCCAUCAACAAAACACACUGCCAUGACAACACCAGUAACCAGGGUGAUGUCACGGUGGAGAGUGGCUUGAACUGGUUCCACUCCAUCACUUCAUCAUCAGAUGGUACGGCCUCGUCCAUAAUCACAUCAACUCAAGAAAACCUAAAUAGAAAACCAAACUCCAGCUGGUCAGAAAUGUCGACAGUUAGCAAACAGCCACACUGUCAAACUGAGAAGGACUUUGUAAGUAGCGCUGACUCAUCUUUAAACCAGGACGUUGUUUCAAAUCCUUUUGGAACAAUUAGCUCUGCUUCAGAAGAAAAACAAAGAAAAAGUGAGAAAAAUGAAAACAUCAAAGAAAAAUGCACUUUAAAGCAAUCUGAGAGACGGAAAGAUAAAGAGCAUCCGGAGUCGUUGGAGUGUGUGUUUCAGAAAGUCUCCAAGAGUCUGAGAGACAGAAGAAGGGAGUUGGAGCUGAGUCAUCAUCAGUGUGAUGAAGAGGGAGGAGGAGGACACGGAGAGAGGGUGGUGCCUGGAGAUGUGACUGAUGUUGUAGACACGACUUUAGAUUCCCACACGAGCAACACACUGUCAUCACGUAAGAACUGCCCUUCUAAUAACACGUCGGAGGACAAGAGGGACCAGACUCCCACUAAGAACAUCAGUACUACACUAAAGGAAAAGAUGGCAGCUGAAUCUGUAACAAGUAAAGAAUUGCAUGCAAAGUUGUCAGUCUUUGGAUUCAAACCAAAGAAGAUGGCCCGCAACCGUAGUGCCAGCCCAGACAUCAGCACGGAGUUCCAAACCGCUUGUAACUCAGGCAGCAGAGCUCCUCACACAGACAGCAGAAUGAUUAAACACAAGCCAGUAAGUCAUAAUGAAUCAGCCGGCCCACUGGCAGACACAGAGAAGACUAAAAGAAAGAAAAGACAGAACCGGUACCAAAGUGUUUCAGAAGGCGCAUGCAGUAGACAACAGGUGAGCUGUGUCAGUGAGGCGGGAGAGAGUGGCUCUGAAGCCAGUGUUUGUUUUACACCAAAAGAGCUGGAUAAGGAUGAUUUUUCCUUUGGAAAGGGUGAAGAACAAAGAACCAGAGAUGACGUUGGUGAUGAGACUAAAGUAUGUAGCUUCGCUUGUACCCCUCCUUUAAAACCAAACACUUGCAUCAGUGAUCCAGCAACUCCCAAGUCAGGCCACACCAAGUCGGCUGUGGCCUCUUCAACCCUGGCUAAACUCUCAAGAUUCUCGUUCCCCUGCACAACUGAACCCACAACCACAGCUCAAACGAAAGUGGAAAAAGGUCCACUUAAACGAGAUGGUGCGGAAGGUUCAAGAGGAAGUUCUAAAGACGAGCAAACUCUAAAUCUCCCGGAAUACAGUCCCUUAUUACGAAAGAUCAAAACUGCAGUGACCGUGGGAAAAGUAAAGGACAUAUUACCCCCCGCAGCCACAGAGCUCACACCAGGACAAGAACAUGAACAAGGGACACCAACUAAAGCAAAGCACGCAGAGCUUACUCGUGCUGCAACCCGCAUGAAUGAUGGUCCUGUUGACUAUCAAAGCUCUGCCAAUCUGAAGAAGAGGAAGUGUUUUGAGCUGGGCCCUCCACUAAGUAGUGUUGGUGGCUCCAAGACUCCGUUCUCAGGACUGUCUAUGUUUGGCUCUGAGUUAAGUAAUGAUGUUCUUGACACAGACUGGGACCAAGAGGUUUCAAAGAAACCCAAAAUUUGAAAUCAUCGUCUGUUUGAGAGAAAAAAAGAAAAUAAUACCACAGUAAUGCAAUCAUAUUUUGCUGUGGGGCAUAUCAAUUACAUUCUUUGCCUGAUGUAUUAUUCAGUUACCUGCUGUAGUCUGAAAAUAAACCCGUGAAAUUGUGCGAGAAGUUCAGGCGUUCAACCUGGAACUGUAUUUUUUCUCUGUUUCCUCUUAUACCUGGAAAGACUGGAACCAUAAACUUAGCAAUGUUCUGUCAUUAAGAGAAGCUUUCGUAAUUUCUUUAGCCUAUUACCAACAUAACCUCAGAUGUUAUGAGUGGUCAGUAGCCCUUCUGUACAGAUAUUUUUAAUUUUAUUUUUAUUGUUACUUACUUUUUAAUGGAGGGAGGGUGGGCAGAUGUGUAAUGUUAUAUGAUAUAUGUCUUUAAGAUACUGGAUGCCUAAAUUUCCCUAAGGAUGAAUAAAGUAUUUAUCUAUCUCUA
Molecule: messenger RNA, 4454 nt
Organism: Cottoperca gobio
Lineage: Eukaryota; Metazoa; Chordata; Actinopteri; Perciformes; Bovichtidae
Gene: mcm9
Product: minichromosome maintenance 9 homologous recombination repair factor
Exons: 16
Coding region: 227-3988 (1253 amino acids)
Biological process (GO): double-strand break repair via homologous recombination
Cellular component (GO): nucleus; MCM complex
Molecular function (GO): ATP binding; single-stranded DNA binding; ATP hydrolysis activity
Source: RefSeq, a predicted model, not a curated record